Effrenium voratum is the source of this 2196-nucleotide messenger RNA. NCBI's taxonomy places the organism in Eukaryota, Dinophyceae, Suessiales, Symbiodiniaceae. The record is from the annotation of a GenBank genome assembly.
AUGGCGGGCCAGGCCGCCCAGGACGCCCUGGGCGCCAAUGGCGCGGUGGCGGCCCUUUGCGGCCUGCUGGACUCGCCGGCCGCGGAGCAGGCGGCGGCGGCGCUGGGCAAUCUGCUCAGCGGCCACGCGGAGAACGGCCGCAGGGCCGAGGCGAGCCGGGCUUUGCCGCGGCUGCUGCAGCUGUUGCGGCUCGCCGCGACGGAGCAGCGCAGCAAGCUGGCGGAGAACUGCUGCGCAGCCUUGGCCAACUUGGUGGCCGGCACGCACACGGCGCAGGCGGCGGUGGAGGCUGGCAUCUUGGACCUGGUGUCCGAGGUGAUGCCCUUCGUGGUGCGACCAGCCCAGGUCUUUGGGCUCUUGGCCAACAUCUGCCACCAGCUGCCCGAGCGCUUGCCAGAGAUCCUGCGCCUCACCCCGGUGCAGCGCUUGGUGGACGUACUGAAGCCCAAGGAGGAGGCCCCCAAAGCGUCCUUGGCAGCGGUGGCGCUCAGCGCCAACUUGGCCUCCUUGGCCAGCGCCAAGACCCAGCUCCUCCGCGCCGGGCUGUUGCCGCCUUUGGCCAAAGCCAUUGAGAGCUCCACGGACCAGCAGCUGCGACUGCAGGCGGCCAUCUGCCUGGCGAACCUGCUGGAGGACAGCGGGGCCUCGGUGGCCAAGGCCUUUUUGGAGCUGCCGGACCUCCCGCGGCGCCUCAGCUUCCUGCUCUCCAACCAGAAGGCCCCGCUGCCGGCGGCCACGCGGCGCCACGUGGCGCGGGCCCUCGCGCUGCUGUCCUCGCGCGAGGCCUCGCGCGUGGCGGUGAAGGAGUCCGGGGCGCCGGAGGCGCUGAACCAGCUGCUGGCGGAGGCGGAGCCCCUGGCCAAGGAAGCCGCCUUCGGCUUCCUGAACUUGGCGCUGGUGUCCAAGGACCGUGACAAGAUCCUGAAGAAGAACCUGGCCGAGCGCUUGGUGAAUUUGCUGCCAUCGCCGGAGGCCGGGCCCUACGCCGCCGGGGCCUUGGCCAACCUCACGGCGGGCUCCGCCUGCGCGGCGCGCGCCGCGCUGCGCGCGGGCGCGGUGCGCGGCCUGCGGCAGCAGCUGCUGCGGAGCUGCCAGGAGCACGAGGUCACGGGCCAAGGCUUCAGCCUCGAAGGCUCGGUGGAGAAGUCUGCGGCCGUGUGGGUGUUAGGCGCCUUGGGCCACAUCUUGGACCUCAGCCAGGACCCCGCAGCCGUGCGCGAGGCUGCGGCCGCUGUGCAGCCGGCCUGCGAAGUUCUGCGCAGCGGCGAGGGGGCGGUGCGUGACAUCGCCGUCUUCUGCCUCGCCGCGUUGGACGCCGGGUCUCCGAACGCGCCACUGCCUGCGUUGCCAAACCUCGAGGAAGCGCUCGCGAAGGUGGAGGGCCCGAUGCGGGAAAAGGCCUUGCAACUCAGGACUUGGCGGCACGUACACCUCUGGUGCCUGCCGACCAGUGACUUCAGCCGCCAAGCCUAUGCGGACUUCCGGCGCUCGGAGGAGCUCUUGGUGAAGCUGGAAGCUUUUGGCGCGGAAGUCGCGCUCUUUCUUGAGUGCGACGGCGUGCUGCUGCGGCGCGGGGCGGAGCAGUUUUUGGGCUACGACUUGGUGGGCGCCCCGUGGAGCUGGGCGCGGGAGGGCCAAGCCGCCGUGGGCAACGGUGGCCUUUGCUUGAGGCGCGUGAGCUUCAUGCGGCGAGCCUUGCGGCACAUGGGCGCCAGCAGCACUGGUGCUGUGCCGGAGUCGAACGCGCGGAACGAAGACAUUUGCUUCGCGGAAGCUGCUCGCUCUCUGGGCGCCCUCGUCCCUUCACCCGAGGCGGCCGGCGCGUUUUCGGCGCCUCGGCUGGAUUUCACGGACGGGAUCGAGGCCUUGGCCUCGAAGUACCUCAUCGGCCAGGAGGAGCGGUCCGGGGCCUUCGAGGUGCACUUCGAUGAGGAGAAGACCACCUUGGAUCUCUCCAAGGACUGCUAUCCGGGCAAGGUAUGCCCGCCGGUGCUGGUCAUGGUCGGCCGACAGGUGGGCACCAUCGAGGUGUCCAACUGCCACGAAGGCGUCAUGUACACCUUCGUGAACAAGGGCGAGCUGGACGCCGGCGUGGUGGUGCAGCAUGAGGGGGGCCUGUACGGAUCCAAGGGCAUCCCGCAGUUCGGGGUCGGCACCUGCUUCUGCUACCGCGAGGGGAACCUCAUGUGCGGCUGA